AUGCCGAUCACCACCCAUGGUGCAGACCUAGAAGUCGUGCGCAAGGUUCAAGAUGUCAUCGAACAGUACGAGGCGGCAGCAGCACGAUUGAAAUCCAUGAGCCAGAAGCCUCAGGUUGAUGGCAUCACUGGAUAUCACGAGUUUCCGCAGCUGGCAGAGGAGUACGAGAGAAGAGCUCAGCAGUACCGAGAGGUGGCGAAGCUAUUUCAGAAGCCGCUGGAUAUGCCGCUGUCCCCUAACCAGCAGGAUGCGCUGCUACGACUGUCCCUGGGGACCACAUACGAGCC
Molecule: messenger RNA, 287 nt
Organism: Symbiodinium necroappetens
Lineage: Eukaryota; Dinophyceae; Suessiales; Symbiodiniaceae
Source: the annotation of a GenBank genome assembly